Messenger RNA from Nicotiana tabacum (common tobacco), 1813 nucleotides. The record is from RefSeq and is a predicted model, not a curated record. NCBI's taxonomy places the organism in Eukaryota, Viridiplantae, Streptophyta, Magnoliopsida, Solanales, Solanaceae.
UCUUUUUCUCUCUCUCAGAUUCACCUAUACUUACACACUCUAUAUCUCUAUAUUUUUAUAGGAUUAUUAUUAUUAUAUAAAUAAAAAGUGUGUAUUUUUACGUGUGUUUUGUUUACUCUAGGGUUUGUUUGAGGUAAAGAUGCAGAAGAAUAACGGUACUGAAUCUCAAGAAAAUAAACAACAACCGCCGCCGCAGCCGUCACAACCUACGGCUUCACAGCCACAACAGCAGGGGGUGAGUGGGGGAACGGUUGUACCAGUGGUGGCGGCGCAACAGCAGCCUUGGGUAGCGAUGCAGUACCCGGCGGCGGCGAUGGUAAUGCAGCAUCCAAUGAUGCCGGCCCCACAUUAUCCGCCACACUACAUGCCGUAUCAUCCACACCACCACCACCAUCUCCUCCACCAUCACCCGCCGCCGCCUCACUCGCCGUCGCCACACCAGCAGCAAGGUGGAGGAGGAUCUAAUAAUAAUAACAACAAUGAGAACCGAACGAUCUGGGUCGGUGACCUUCUUAAUUGGAUGGAUGAGGAUUAUCUACGUAACUGCUUUGCUUCCACUAACGAGGUUGCCUCUAUCAAGGUAAUUCGCAAUAAACAGACUGGUUUCUCCGAAGGAUAUGGUUUUGUGGAAUUCUUCACACACGCAGCUGCAGAGAAAGUUCUGCAGACAUAUUCUUGCAUGACAAUGCCUAAUGUGGAUCAACCUUUCCGUCUGAAUUGGGCUACAUUCAGCAUGGGUGACAAGCGAGCUAACAACGGUUCUGAUCUUUCCAUCUUUGUAGGAGAUUUAGCUGCAGAUGUUACUGAUACCUUACUGCAUGAAACUUUUGCGACAAAAUAUCCUUCUGUUAAAGCUGCUAAAGUUGUCUUUGAUGCCAACACUGGUCGCUCAAAAGGAUAUGGCUUUGUAAGGUUUGGAGAUGAUAAUGAGAGGUCUCAAGCUAUGACUGAAAUGAAUGGUGUGUAUUGUUCAAGCAGGCCCAUGCGAAUUGGUGCAGCCACACCACGGAAAUCAUCAGGAUACCAACAACAAUAUUCUUCUCAAGGUGGAUACUCCAACGGUGGACCAGCUCAAGGAUCACAACCUGAUGCAGAUUCUACAAAUACAACAAUUUUUGUUGGAGGUCUAGACCCCAAUGUCAGUGAUGAAGAUCUUAGACAGCCUUUCGUGCAGUACGGUGAAAUAGUUUCUGUAAAAAUACCAGUUGGGAAAGGGUGUGGGUUUGUGCAAUUCGCGAACAGGAAUGAUGCAGAGGAAGCCUUACAGAAGCUGAACGGAACUUCUAUUGGCAAGCAAACAGUGCGUCUUUCUUGGGGAAGAAACCCCGCAAAUAAACAGUCGAGAGGUGAUUUUGGAAACCAGUGGACUGGGCCAUACUAUGGGGGACAUUUUUAUGAUGGUUAUGGGUAUGCAUUCCCACCACAGCAUGACCCAGGGAUGUACGCUGCAGCUGCUGCUGCCUAUGGGGCUUAUCCAAUAUACGGGACUCACCAGCAACAAGUAAGCUGAAAGUCUGCACCUGAGUUCCUCUGCUUGAAUGGUGAAUGUGCUCAAUCUCUUUGUUUCAAGCAAGGAAUGUGGAAUUUAAUGAUUCCCUCCAAAUGAGGAGUGGAACUGAAUUUUGACUUGAUGUGUUAGUCUCCUAGGGAUUCUAUUAAACAUUAAUUUAGAAGUUUGGACUUAGACAUGAAACUUCUUGAAUGGAAUAAAUGAUCUUACAGUGGCAUGUUCUGUACUCAAAAAGCAAAAUGGUGCUUGCAUCGUACAGGGAAGACCAUUCUACUUGAUAGAAUUUUGAGUUCGGAGUUGAAA